Messenger RNA from Limulus polyphemus (Atlantic horseshoe crab), 4018 nucleotides. Its product is annotated as vesicle-associated membrane protein-associated protein A-like. The record is from RefSeq and is a predicted model, not a curated record. The transcript is spliced from 7 exons. Gene Ontology annotation, cellular component: endoplasmic reticulum membrane; plasma membrane. Gene Ontology annotation, molecular function: FFAT motif binding. Gene Ontology annotation, biological process: endoplasmic reticulum membrane organization. Lineage: Eukaryota; Metazoa; Arthropoda; Merostomata; Xiphosura; Limulidae. The coding region runs from base 210 to 1013 and encodes 267 amino acids.
AUUGAGUUGCGGAUUGAUGCUCUUAGUGUUAGGCGUAUCCAUUAACUAGUGAUAUUUAUGGAUUUAGCAUGAAUGCGAUAAUAAUUUUCCUUGGCCCAGUUGCUCCAAAAUACAAAGAAUAGUUAUUUAUGUCAUAAUUUAAUACAAAGCCUGUAACUUUAAAAGUUCGUUUGGUAUAUGAAGUACAUUAUACUUUUAUUUAAAGAAUAAUGUCAAAACCACAGCAAAUUUUACAACUGGAACCCCCUUCAGAGCUACAUUUCAAGGGACCCUUCACAGAUGUUACUACUUCAAAUCUAACUUUGUACAACCCAUCAGAAUGGCGAGUAUGUUUCAAAAUAAAAACUACCACUCCAAAGAGAUACUGUGUGAGACCAAACAGUGGAAUUAUAGAACCCAAACAGCACAUGACUGUAUCAGUUAUGCUUCAGCCAUUUGAUUAUGAUCCUCAUGAAAAACUUAAACACAAAUUCAUGGUACAGACAAUGAUUGCACCAGAAGGAGACUGUAAUCUUGAAACAGUGUGGAAGUAUGCCAACUCAGAAAAUCUUAUGGAUUCCAAACUAAGGUGUGUUUUUGACCUUCCUUCAGAAGAAAUUUCUCAGAAUAACCUAGACUCUAACAUAGGGCAUGUGGAAGACAAUUCUCCAUUGAUAAAACUAUCUUCAGAUCCCUUACCUAAGCCUUCACCCAAGGCUACUAAUACGGAUCAAUUGUUAAAGAAGGUUCAAGAUGAACAUAAAAUGUUGAAAGAUGAGCUCGUCCAACUUCAGCAAGAAAACAGUAAACUGAAGGAAGAAGGACUUAGGCAACGUUUGGCUCAUAACACUGUUGGAUCUUCACCUGUCCCUCGGAAAGUGGAUUUUUACCAAGCUGAUAAUAUAAAGUCUGCAAGCAACAUUGUACCCUCCACUGGAUCCCUAGAACUCCAACAACAGCCCUCAGUGAUGCUUAUGGCUCUCAUAAUUGGUGCUUGUCUUUUGGGCUUCUUUAUGGGCAAGUUCAUAUUAUAAAAUUGGAUCAUCAAUGGUAACUGGUUGACUGCCCUACUAUCAUGCAGUUAUAAAGGGUUUAAUAAGUAUUUGGAGCUUACUACCGAUGUAUGUGUUUUCUCUCCUCCAUCUGUUCACUAUUAGAUGUAAUAAUGGAGGACAAUUAUUUCUGAUGAUAAACAACAUUGUUGGGGCUUGGUAUGCACAUGCAAACUGGGUUGAAUAUGAAUAAAAUAUAGUAAAGUUUAUAAUUUAUUAAAAUUAUUCAUAAUUGUAGUUUAAACAAGCCAUAGUGCCCAUAUAUAUAUUCAUUUGGUAACUACUUAUUUGGUAACUAGUUGUUAUUAAUAUAAAAAUAGAUAAAAGCAAACUGCACUUGAAAUGAAACUGUAAUACAACAACAAAAAAUAAGAACAUUGAUCUUGUAAAUUUUUUUAAGUAUCUUUGUUAGACAUAUUAUAGACAUUAAUUGUAACACCUAUUGAAGUAUCUUUGUUAGACAUAUUAUGUACAUUAACCGUGACACUUAUUUUUGUUAACUAUAAGGAUAGUGUAAAACAAUAGGAUUGUACUAGUUGUUUCUCUACAUAAGUUUUAUUUUUAUGUUUGAUGAAAGUAAUUGAAAAAAAAAAGCUAAAUAAAUAUUUAUAACAAUAGUAUAGUAAUAGAUAUUUAGCUUCAAAGUAUUAUCAGAUUUGUCAAUAUUUGGCUCUCUUGAAGUACCAAAAUUUGUAGUAUACUGCUGUUGAAAAAUAUUUACAAAAUUGAAAGAAUGUGUUUGAAAUUGUACAAUCAGUCAGAGGUUAGCAAUUUCUGUGACUUUCCUUAUUUUAUUUUUAUUUUUUACUUAACUUUAUUUCAAUAUGUGUAUAGAUUUUAUUGUAAAUUUAGAUGAAAGUUAAUAGUUAUGUUUGGUAUAAUGUCAAAUUAGAAAACAAAUAGUUUUUUCUUUGCACGGAUUGCAUUUUUACUAAUUUUAAAACUAUUUUUUGAAGGAUCAUUCAUGUGAUCUAAACUGAUUCAGUUUACAGCUAUUAACACUUUCUCCAUUCUGUUUUAACAAAUCAGGCUAUAGAGCCAUGUUCAAUACUAUCUUUGUAUGUUUUUAAUAUUGUACUUGUUAACAUUCAAAAAUACCUAAAAUAAAUUAAAACUGAGAAAAAUCUAUAUCAUUUUCAGCUUUAUUUACUAUGGAAUUGAUAAUGAGUGAUAGAUUUAAAAAAAACAUCUAACUCUUCUCUGAUCUGAGGGUCCAUGGGUGCAUUAUAAGUGUGAUAAUCAAAUUCCACUAUUCAAUUAGAGUAGCACAAGAGUUGGUAUUGUGGGUGCUGUUGAUUAGCUGCCUUCCCUCUAGUCCAUCAAUUCAAAAUAAGGGAUAGCUUUUGUAGCUUUACAUGAAUGUUCGAGCCAAACUAAAUUGCUCUGAUUACUGUCGUCUGACUUCUUUGAUGAUGAUUUUAUCUGUAGUCUGUUCUGGCCUGCUGUACUAAUGAUUGUUUUUAACUUUUUCUAUACUUUUAGAAAAUGUAUCUUACUGAUUGAGAAGGAUAAGGGACAUAUUGAUAGCAUUUUCAUUGUUUUACUCACUGCUAGAUAUGUAACUAUAGUACACAAGUUCCAGAUACAGGCAGCAGUACUGUUUCCAGUUAUUUCCUCAAUAUUCUUUAUAGAUCAUUACUCUUUGAUAACAUUAAAGAUGUUUUCUUUACCAGUUGUAAUGGCAUUUGUUUGUUAAUGUUCAUUGAUUUCAGAGAUAGAUCUAAUCUUUAGGAUUUCUGUUCUAAGAUAAAAUUGGUGAAUGUAACAAAAGUUUAGUCAUUUUCAGAGUGCUAAAACCUUAAAGAUACAAUACAGUGCUGUGUGAGUCUGAUUUUAUUAAUGGAUGAAAUAGGCAGUCUGAACUCAUUGUUUUAGUUUCAUUACUGAUUUUAACACUUCUGUUUAGGAAAUCCAAUUUUUAAGACUGUACAUAACACCAUGGUCCAGCAUUGUUUAUUAGAUAUUUCUAGACAAGAAUAAGUUAACACAAUAAUUUAGUUAGUGAUUUGCAGUUUUUGAGCAUACUGUAUUAGAAAUUGAUUCAUUAUUUCUUCUGAGUUCUUUUUAGACAAUAAAUGUCUAGCAUUGUUACACUGUCAUGAUAAAAGUAGUAAUUUGUUGAAACAUUUAACAUUAAGCAUUUCCAGGCAUAUUAAUAUACAUACAGAAAACUGUUAAUCUGUUUGUACUGCUUAUUUAUUACCCACACAAAUUUUUACUGAUGUGUAACAAGUGAAGUUAAUCUUUUGAAUUUACUCAAUUUUGAAAUAUAUUUUCAAAAAUAAGAUAUUUAAUUAAGUAAUUUUUAUUGAUCACUAAUGUAUUUCUCAUUUAAAUGAAAACUGGCAGACUUUUUUUUUUCUUUUUACCAAUUUACUGAUUUAAUUUAUUACUGUUCUAUGGUUGUUGUGUUACAUUUAUAUCAUCAAGCCAAAUAUUACACCUGGCAGAAAAAAUACAUUUGUAAAAUGGUUGUUAUGCAAAUUUAGAAAUUUUGAAAGAAUUGCUUUGUCAAAAACUGUAUUUGAUUUUUGUUGACUUUUGUUAAUAUGGUAGUGAUUAGGAGCAUGAAAGGACAGUCUGUAGACACUGUUAAAAGCUUUAUAUAAUGGUAUUAACCUGUUUAUUUUUACUUGGUUUUAAAUGUAUUUAUUUGCUAUGUUCAAUCUUUUGCCUUUGGGAGUUGAACUUUUUUUUUUAUCAGGAUAUGAUAAAGAUUUUGAUAUGAGAUUACUUCUGAUAGUAAACUUCUUUAUAUAAUUAAUACUUGAAACUGUUGGUACUUGGUAAAAUUUAGCUUUAAUAUUUCUUAGAAAUUACUGUUAUUAAAGUUUCUUCAUUUUUAUUUAGAGAAAGAUGUGAACAAAAUGAAAGUUUCUUUUUUUUUCUUGCUUAUUAUGUCUGCUCCAAGAAGAACUGGUGAAAAAUAUUAAAAGUUUAUAAUUUAUUGUUUUGGUAACGAAAUGCAAUAAAAGAUAUGUAAUUGU